AUGUCCCGUCGCUGGGACGGGGAAUGGCGCACCAACUGGGAAGAGAACAAAAGGAAAAAGCAGACGCCCUCGGGAUCCUCCAAUGCCAAAUGCGAUGAGCGCUGCCAGAAGCUGGCCGCGAAACUGAAGGAAAAGGAUGCAGAAAUGGGUGACAAGGUGUCGAGACAAGAGCAGCACACGGCGGCUGCAGAG
Messenger RNA from Symbiodinium sp. CCMP2456, 192 nucleotides. Lineage: Eukaryota; Dinophyceae; Suessiales; Symbiodiniaceae. The record is from the annotation of a GenBank genome assembly.